This is a messenger RNA of Linum trigynum, 3384 nucleotides long. Lineage: Eukaryota; Viridiplantae; Streptophyta; Magnoliopsida; Malpighiales; Linaceae. The record is from the annotation of a GenBank genome assembly.
ACAUAUGUCCAAAAUACAAAGUGUAUAGUAUAUUUUUUUAUAAAAUAUAAAUAUAUUAAUAACAUAUCUUCACAUGCUUUUUUUAUAAAAUAUAAAUAUAUUAAUAACAUAUCUUCACAUGCUUUUUUUAUAAAAUAUAAAUAUAUUAAUAACAUAUCUUCACAUGCUCAACUUUAAAUUCUUCUAAAAUAGGUGCUUUUAUAUUUUUCACUCCAUGAAAUGGUUACUUGUUAGAUAAAGUGUUGUCACUUUGCAGUCAUUGGAUUGACGUAGUUCUCAUUGUUAGUAAACGGUAUAUGAUCUACGAUUUAACCUUUUUCAACAACUCGAGUUAUUGGGAUCAACGAGUUCUUGACAUGUUAUUUGAGUCUUCUGUAACUGAAAGGUUUUGUGUUCGAAUUCCGAUAACCGCCAUUGGUAAACACAUGGUGUCUGGUUCCUGUGCAAAUUUCAAACCUAUAUAAGUGGAUUUCUUUUGAAGGUUAUGUUAGUAAAUGUUGAUAUGACUUGAAUCGGAUUAUCAGCCGCUACGACUGGUAAUCGGGGGUCUCGCUGACCGGUCAGCGAGUGGGGUCCAGGGGCAACGCCCCGUGGGGGUGCGGGGGCAACGCCCCCGGCCCACGGUGUAUGGGCUCAAUGUUAUUUGGGUUCGGGUUCUGGGCCUGGUCUGUAACCGUUUCCUUUGCCAGAUUGGAUUAGGUUUAGACCCACAUGGAGAAGUACUAUAAAUACUUCUCAUACUCCUCUGUAAUCUGUAAUCUCCUCAAUAUAGUGAAACUGGCUCUCUCUCGCCCGUGGACGUAGCUAACACACAUCGUGUUAGUGAACCACAUAAAUCGUGUAUCGUGUUUUUCGAUUCUCGCUUUCGUAUUCUUGCUUUGUCGAUUCCUGCGAUUUUCCGAUCCGUAGCAGCGCGUUUAUAACAGUAAACAUAUGAUAAACACCUAAGUUAAUAUCGAGCAGACAAAUCAUAACUCAUUUAUAAAAAAAAAAAAAAAACCCCCAUAAAAGUAAGAUAUAUAAAUCAAGGGCAGUGAUCACUCAUUGUCACUCUGCAAUCUUUCUUAUACUAAUUGCUAAUGGGGCCAAUUCCAUAGUACCUUGAUAUUGAUAUAUCGCACCACGUCAUCCUGACCACUAUUAUUGUCUCAUUUUUCCAAACGAACCAAAAAAGAAGGGGGAAAAAGCAAUUCCGACCAAUAAACUUGCAAGUUGCACCCCACAAUUAAAAUUUCACACCAAAUUCUACGGCAGAUGAGCUAACCAAAUUACUGUUUACACACCCUUUUAAUUAUUUAUUACAAUUUACUCCCCUCUUUUCUUUCCCCCAUAAACACCGAUCACAAGUUCAAACCAGGGAGCCACAUCACUCAGUUGUCUUCCACUUCACUCUUCCAUUUCCUACUCAGAAAAGAAAGAGAGAGAGAGAGAGAGAGAGAGAGAGAGAGAGAAAAAAAAUGCUGCCGGCAACCUCUUCUUCCUCUGCUUUCUCCUCCCCUUCUCCGCCGGCGAGACCUCUCACCGCCGGGAAAUCCAUGGAAGACCUCUGGCAGGGUAUCAAUCUGGGUUCCCUCCGGCCGCCAAGUACAGCCGAUUCCGGCGCCAUCCACUUCGGAAUCCUUCCGGCCGCCGGCGACCGGUACCAGCCGCAGCCAGAGCCCAUUUGUCCAAAUCCUCUGCCUUCCCCUGUUCUUCCCUGCUUCGGCACUAGUUUCCACCCUCCUCUUGUUUUCCCUUCCCACGGGAAGAGAUCGAGAGCCGACGGCGGCGGAGGAAAAGGCGGGGAGCAGUGGCAGAAGCGGAGGAUGAAGAACAGGGAAUCUGCUGAUCGGUCCAGAGCUAGAAAACAGGAAACUUCCUCUGCUUACACUCAGGAACUGGAGAAUGAAGUCGGUCGCUUGAAGAUGGAGAAUGCCAAGCUCAGAUCCACACUGAAGGAAGAAGAGUACUUAGCUGGGGUGGGCGACCAGCUGCCUAAAAAGAACACUCUUUGUAGAACCUUAACAGCUCCAUUUUAAGAAGUAAGAAAUCCCCUCUCCCUCUCUCUUCUUACUACUUUUGGGAUAUGUGUCAAUCAGUACCUAAAUCAAAUUUUAUUACCACUUCAGUCCCUCAAAUUGUAUUGUUUCAGCAGUCUGGUUCGUCUAUAUAUUCAAGUAGACCCUUUAUUUGGUGGAGUAAUUUUACAAUGCUAUAUAGUAUUGGUGCUAUAGGUUUUUACAUUUAUGGUACAACUUGAAAUUGUAUUUUUAAUGUUAUGGUACAACUUCAUAUUGUACCUAUACUUUUGUACAAAUUCUUUUAUGGUACAACUUAAACUUGUACCUUAUGUGAUAGUACAACUUCAAGUUGUAAAGUUAUACCAUAACAUAAUGAUACAAAUUCUUUUAUGGUACAACUUAAACUUAUACAUUUAAUGUUAUUGUACAACUUCAAGUUGUACAUUAAAGCACCAAUACUAUAUAGCAUAGUAGAAGUGCUCUUAUUUGGUGUACUGGAAAUUUGCACACAAUUAUCAUUUGUGUUCACUUCUUGCCUCUCUUCCACAUGAAGAACAUGCAUUCGCUCCUGUAUUCGAUAGCCGUCGUUAAUCUAUCUAAGUCGUUUAGGUCUAACCAUUCAUAUAAUACAAGGUGGUGGUGCAAAAUUUACGAAGGACAAGGUGCGAUAGAAAGUUACUUAUAGAUAACGGAAGUUAUUUGUGUUGUUCUAACGUGAUUGUUUUAAAUUUCUGCGAAUUUUAUUAAGAACUGACUCUUUUCAUGUGAUAGUUUUCACUCGAUUCUUGUUACAAUAUUGAGCCAGAACUUAACUAGAAAAGUCUCAUAUGACCAAGUAAACAUACUGAAAAUUUACAUGAUUUUCCAUUUCUGGGAACACAGGAUCUAUAUCAUGAAAGGAAAUGGGAAACAGAGGAAUCAAUCCAAGGGGUGAAAAAGUUGGCUUCUUUUUGUUUGUACAUUUUCAGAAAGGACCAAUCAUGAGCCCUAAGCUAGGCCCACCCACCAGAGUUGGGAAGAAGAUAACAUUUUCUUCUUUUUUUUUGUGGCCAUUUUUUCUAGGGUGCAUCCAAUGAGAUUAACCCUUGUGGGGGAAUGAUGGUGAUGGUGAAAGGCUUCCAAAAGGCCUCGAUUUCAAUUUGGGUAGGGGCCUGGUUUUGUCUGGCCAUAAGUGAAAAUGUAAAGGUGGGAUGUGCUUUUAGUUGUUUUUUAGGCUUCAAUUUUCAGGGUAUGUUAUCUAGCAUAUAUCCUAAAAAAAAACAAAAACAGAAGAAGAACAAGAAAAGUAAGUUGUGAGUGGUUGAAAAUUUUGUUAUCCUUGACACCGUUCCUAUCGCAUUUGGAUACGAGUUAAUGUGAGGUUUUAUAAAAUGAAUCAUGUUGA